UCUCACUCACUCCCCCCAAGUAUUGUUCCUUGAAACUAAACUCCUUGCCUCCGGCUUUGACUCAUGUCGCUUCAACACAUCCUACAAAUACCGUCCACUGCAUACCGAGAUUCCCUGCCUUUGCAAUAGCUGCAAUUUAUUGCUAUUGCCGGCCUUCCCGCCCUGUGCGCAAGUCGGUGUAGUCCCGCCAGCACAUAGCUGCAGCCUCGCAGCGGCCUUUCUGCUACAUUUCUUUACUAGACCCAGUUCUAGCCCUUAAUAUCUGACCAUCGUCUGGAAAAAUGCACGAUUUACGGCGUCAGGCUCUCGAGAGCGGCAAGACCGUGUCCCGCAAAGCGCGCUCACGGAAUGCCUCGGUGCCGUCAUCCAAAGCAAAUUCGACACUUAAUUCCCCGGCUCAGUCCAGGGCCAACUCCCGGAACCCAAGCCGACAUGGGUCCGACGAUGAGGAGUACCUUAGCGACGGCACAGCCUGGAGCACCAACUCUAUCGAUGAUAUUCUCAACAGCGAGGAUGUCGACCUGGCGCCAGACGUGUGGAAGUCGGAGUUGAACGUUCGCGUCGAGCAGAUGGUCGAUCGCAAGCGCAGCAGCACUGAAGGACGCGCCGACAGCCUGGCCGGGUUCACCCACAUUCUCAUGGCUAAGUAUGCGAAGGACGAAGUCGAUGGCCGCAUGAGCGAGCUUUUGCCGUCGAUGCUCCGGAGCAUAAAGUCAGAGACCAGCGAGCGCGAGACGGUCGCCGCCCUGAAAGCACUCGCCGUGACAAUCGUCACCUUGGACUCUGACGACAUUUACGACUCAGUAGCCGACCUCCUGAAGCGCACCAUCUCAGACUCCGAGUCCAUCCAAACCAAGAUCAGUGCCAUCCACGCCCUUGGCAUUGCUACCUUCUUCGGCGGAUCUUCCGAAGAAGAGACCGAAGACAACAUGGCGUUCCUGCUCGAGAUUAUCGAGUCAGAUGGCCUCUCGAUCGAUGCUCACGACGAAGGCUCUGUGGUCGUCGCUGCCCUUGAGGAAUGGGGCCUGCUUGCAACCGAGGUCGAGGAUCUGGAGGACGCUACGGAAGCGGCCAUUGAAGCCUUUGUCGACCAGCUUCAGAGCUCCGACGCCGGUGUUCAGAUUGCUGCCGGGGAGAACAUUGCCCUUCUUUAUGAGAAGUCGUACACGCCUCUUGAGGACGAUGAGGAAAUUUCUGAAGGGGAUAUCGAUUCCGAAGACGAUGAUGAACGACGCAACAGAGACAAGAUGGUGAAGCGCUACACUGUCUACCGAAGGCAAGACCAGCUCCUGCGCGCUCUGGAUGAGCUCGCCACCGUCUCGACCCGCAAGAUCUCGAAGAAGGAUAAGAAGACCUUACAUUCGUCAUUCGCCGAUAUCCGAAAUUCUGUCGAAAAGCCAACUCGUGGUCCCAAGUAUUCGACGGCGCUUGACCAGGAGACUGGAAGGACCUACGGCGGUGGUAGGAUGAAGGUCAAGAUCAAUCGCAACGUGGAGGUUCGGAUCGACAAGUGGUGGAAGCUGCAGAGGCUGAACGCGCUUAGGAGGGUCUUGCAAGGGGGAUUUGUCCAUCAAUAUGACGAGAACGAGGCUGUCUCCCGUUGCUUGCCCUUCUCCGUGGCAACCAAGCGCUGAGAAGCCUAUUGUAGUGGGACAUGUUGAGGACCCUUCGGUUUUGGUUUUGUUGGGAUCGGGUUUGUGGCAUGGCUUGUGAAUCUUUCUUUCAUAAUCUCCUUCUUCUGCAUCAAAUACCCCUACACACAUCGCAUCAUUGUCCGGACAGGCUUUCACGUAGGACAGGAAUUGGAAUAGAAACCGCUCGCAUAGAUCUUGAUCUUUUUGCAUAUCGACACUUCUCGUGGAACAUGAACAGGGAGGGUUGACGUAA
Molecule: messenger RNA, 1887 nt
Organism: Lindgomyces ingoldianus
Lineage: Eukaryota; Fungi; Ascomycota; Dothideomycetes; Pleosporales; Lindgomycetaceae
Exons: 3
Coding region: 282-1634 (450 amino acids)
Source: RefSeq, a predicted model, not a curated record